Molecule: messenger RNA, 4671 nt
Organism: Cheilinus undulatus (humphead wrasse)
Lineage: Eukaryota; Metazoa; Chordata; Actinopteri; Labriformes; Labridae
Gene: col6a1
Product: collagen, type VI, alpha 1
Exons: 35
Coding region: 207-3236 (1009 amino acids)
Source: RefSeq, a predicted model, not a curated record
CCUCCCUCGCCGUGCGCUGUGGUCCUCCUCUGCGCGCUCUGGGUUUCUCCUCGGACAAACUGCGGCGGAGCGCUGGAUCACCAAAAAAAGGAUCGUCAAACCUGUUUAGAGGUACCGGGUUUGGGGCCGGAGUGGUUCGGUGUUAGUUUAUCAGGGGAGUGGGGUGUUGUAUUUUUUAAGUUUGUAGGUUUUUCUGCAGUUUGAACAUGGAGACUCUCAGAGGUCUCCUCGCGCUGCUGUGCGUUUUGGUGGCUGGAGCGCAAACGCAGAGCCUAAGAGCCAGGUUUGCGGAUUGUCCCGUUGACCUCUUCUUUGUUCUGGAUACAUCGGAGAGUGUCGCCCUCAGACAGAAACCUCCAGAGUUCUACAUUGGGCAGAUCAAAUCAUUCACCAAUCGGUUUAUUGAUGAACUCCGGGACAUGCGUCACCGCUGUGACCGCGUCCUGACAUGGAACUCAGGCGCUCUGCACUACAGUGACGACGUCCAACUGGUGCGUGAGCUGAGGGACAUGAACACCGAACGUGAGGCCCUGAAGAAGGCCAUCCUCGACAUCCAGUUCAUUGGCAAGGGAACAUACACCGACUGUGCCAUCAAGAGGGGUCUGGCUGAGCUGCUUGUCGGAGGCUCUCACUACCAUGAGAACAAAUACAUCGUGGUGGUGACUGACGGUCAUCCCAUCACCGGGUACAAGGAGCCGUGUGGUGGUGUGCAGGAGGCCGCAAAUGAGGCCAAACAACAUGGAGUCAAAGUGUUCGCUGUCGCCAUCUCACCUGACCAGGAGGACACCAGGCUGUCUCUUAUCGCCACUGAUCAAACCUACAGACAGAACUUCACCGCUGCAGACGACUCCAGAUCCACACAUAUGGGAACCAUCCGAACUAUCAUUGAUAUCAUCACCAAUGAAACAAAAGAUACGUGUUGCUCCUUUGACUGCAAUGCUAAAGGAGGGCCUGUAGGACCACCAGGAGAUCCUGGCUCCAAGGGAGAAAGAGGCAGACCAGGGAUGCCUGGAGAGAAAGGAGAUGUUGGUAACUUGGGCAAUGUUGGAGAUCCCGGUCCUAUUGGUUACAGUGGAAUGAAGGGAGACCGUGGAACCAGAGGAGAAAAGGGAGAAAGAGGUCACAAAGGCUAUAAGGGAGACAAAGGUUACAGAGGAAACGACGGAAUCGAUGGACGAAAGGGUGAACCUGGUUUCCCUGGUCUCCCCGGCUGUAAAGGAUCACCUGGAGCUGAUGGUCUGCAGGGAGAGCCCGGACCAAAGGGAGACCCUGGUUCAUAUGGACUGAAAGGAGCAAAAGGAGAUCCUGGAAGAGAUGGAGAACCAGGACGGCCCGGAAACUACGGCGCCAUGGGACCUCAGGGAGAUCGAGGCCCUCGUGGUCUUGAUGGGGACAAAGGAGAGCGCGGUGAUGAUGGUACACAGCCCACUCCAGGACUUCCCGGGGAGAGAGGACAAAUCGGAGAGAAGGGCGAGCAGGGAUCCCGUGGAAACAGAGGGCCAAGAGGAGAGCCGGGGGAGCCAGGAAACCGAGGAGAUCAGGGGAGGGAGGGCUCAGCCGGCCCCAACGGAGACCCUGGCGAGCCUGGCAAGCCCGGGUCUCCUGGCUACAGAGGAGAUGAGGGCCCACUUGGACCUGAGGGAGCCAAAGGACCGAAAGGAAUCAAAGGAGCUCCAGGAGACAGAGGCCCAUUAGGGGAGAGGGGAGAGGAUGGUGUACCAGGAAACGGCACUGUAGGAUGUAACGGUUUCCAGGGUUAUCCUGGGCCCCGGGGAGACCCUGGUGAGCCGGGUGGAAAAGGAACCCCUGGACCUAAAGGAGACGACGGAGAUCCUGGAGAUCCCGGCCCUGAUAACAAUGAACCUGGACUUCCAGGACUUAAAGGAGCCAAAGGUCACAGAGGACCUGAGGGCAGACCGGGACCUCCUGGGCCUCCUGGACCACCAGGAACUGAUGAAUGUGAAAUUCUGGAUAUCAUCAUGAAGCUCUGCUCUUGUUGUGAGUGCAAGUGUGCAUCUCUGGACCUGGCGUUCAUCGUAGACAGCUCAGAGAGUAUCGGUGCCACAAACUUUGCCCUGGCCAAAGAUUUUAUCAUCACAGUGGUCGACAGACUGAUCAAAGACCAGCAGGUCAAGUUUGCAGCCAAUGAGUCCAAGGUGAGCGUGGUCCAGUACAGUGGAUCCAAGGCACAGGAAGUCGUCCAACUGGGCGUCACCGUGAAUUCACUCACCGACUUCAAACAGGCAGUGAAAGACCUGCGCUGGCUGGCUGAAGCCACCUACACCGGAGAGGCUCUCGACUUCGCUCUGACCAACACGAUCAAGCUGAUGCAGCAGGAGAACCGCGUCGUUCUCGUUCUCACUGACGGACGCUCUGAUAUUACCAGAGACAAGGUUCCCCUCAAUGUACUCUGUGGUAACAACAUCCGGGUGGGCGGUUUAGGAGUAAAAGACUACACAGGCCGUCAGCCCAACCAGGAGCAGCUUGAAGACGUCGUUUGUAAGAGCGAUCCUAAACCAGGCUUUUCUUUCGUCCUGGACAACUUUGCAGAACUGCUCGACGACACUUUCCUGCAGAACCUCACCGAAAAAAUCUGCCAAGAUAAGAAAUGCCCAGACUACAAAUGUCCCAUCAAGUUCACUGGCAGUGCUGAUGUUUUGAUAAUGAUGGACAGCUCAGCCAGUGUGGGCCAGAAGAACUUUGAAACAAGCAAGACCUUUGUCAAACGCUUGGCCGAGCGUUUCCUGAAUGCUGAGAAGGAGCGGGGUGCGACAGUCAGGGUCGGUGUGGCUCAGUAUAGCCGCGGCGCCCGCAUGGAGCAGGCCUUGACGACCAACCUGACUCUGUUGUCCAACAAAAUCGAGGAGUCCACCUUCCAAAAUGAUGGCACAAACGUGUUAGAGGCCAUGGAUUUUGCAGCAAAGAAUCUACGCAGCCGAGGGGAUGCAUCCGGAGGUGGGAAGAAACUGGUGCUGUUCUCUGACGGCAGGUCCCAGGCCAUCACCCAGGCCGUGUUGGAUAAGCGUGUUCAAGAGUUGGCGACCGCAGGCGUAGAGGUCUUUGUCGUCGCCGUAGGCAGUCAAGUCAAUGAGGCCAACCUGCGCACAUUGGUGAGCAGGGGGCGUCUGGAUGACAUCACCUAUGCCCAGCGCCACCUGUUCCGUGUCGCAGACUACCCCUCUCUGCUCCGCGGGGUCUUCCACCAAACCGUCUCCCGCAGGGUUUCCUUGCCCUAAGCGCAGGGCUCCCAACAACAGGACCAACACGCUUUAGAUCUUUAGUCACAAUAUAAAUACACAGUCUCACUCAUUUACAAAACACUGUUUAAAUAAACCAAUGUCACAAACGACAGUUGAUUGUGUGGCAGACCAAUGGAAAUGUCUAUGAAAUUCCUAUGGGACUUUUUACCCUCAGUUUUGCCUGAAAGGUGGACCAUCUCAGGCAGGGAUCAUUUAAGGAUAAACAAGAUAAUGGUGCUUAUCUAAACCUUUUCAGAGUUUAGAGCUGGUUUGACACUUCACAUCUGGAAGGAACAGCUGCCUGCAGGGCAAAGCUCAGGGUGAAAAAGUCCAAAAUCAGUGAAAGUGAGUUUUUCGGUCCUGGAGAGUCAUCAGAAAUGUCCACCUUCAAACCAAAUUUUUAAAACCCACAUGGCUGUUUUUUUCUCAGGUAUUCUGCAUCCCUGUUAUCACUUUUAGCUAGUCUGACCCACACUUUUAAGUUGAGCUAGUUUGAGUUCAAAAUGGUUAAUCAAAGCUAAACUCUGAUGCCUCUCCAGGACUGACGCUCCGGAUAUUUGAAGGAUUUGUCAUUUUGGUUUUAUUGUUUAUGUAAUUUGUGCUCCCCUUUCAAGUGGUGUCUGGUUUUUGGUGUCUCAGUUUUACUUACUUACUGUGUAAAAAGAUAACCAUCCAUCUGUGAAUUAGAGUCUUGAUGCUGUCCUGAAAAGAUUGUUAACUCGAUAAGUGUUUGUUUUAGUUUCGUCCUCAUAAAGAUAAUUCAAAGGCCAUUAAAACCUGGUGAGACCUCAAACCCGACAUCACUUGAAAGCUUCAUUAGAUCACCAAAUCGACAGAGAAAACAGGACAUGACAUCAGGCAGACUCAACCAAACCAUCAGAUCUUCACCUGGUACUAAUGAGAACCCGCCAGCUGGACUCAACAUGUGCGAUCCGCUCUGUGUGAGCGUGUCAGCUCCUCAUUGCAAACAUCACAUGUGUGUCUGUGGAGGUGAUUUUUUAUGUGUGGCCUUGGGCGACUGUUCCAUAAACAGUUGUGCUGGGGUCACUGGUUCAGAUGACAGAAUGACAGAAACUUGCUCUUUAUUGUUUAAAGCCUCUGUCAAACACACGGGCACACACAACUUUGCACUUCUUCAGUGAGGUAGGAAAGCAUCUGCGCCAGUUAAACCUAAAGGAAACUAGCAGGAGGAGACUAGUAGAAUUUCCUCUCACACUGAAAACAUAUAAAGAUGAAACACUUUAAAUUGAAAGAUCCACACGCUCAGAUUUUGUCAUCAGUGUCUCAGAGUCACUUUACUGCUAUUAUCUGUGGUGCUAUUAGUCUCAGUGUAACAGACUCUACCCAUGUUUUAAAGAAGAUAUUUUUUACUUGAGGAUUCAACCUCAGUCGUGUUGUAAGAGCUCCUUCAAUAAAGGUUGCCACACCAAAA